AAACAGUCGUUCAUAAUCACAAGUUUAGCAAAUCUGUCAGUCAAAUGAAAUCGCCUUCGCUAAAUGAAAGACCGCGUAAAAUUCUAUAAUAUUUGUUAUUUUAAUACAAAGUAACAUUUCAAACCCAAUAGAUGAUUCCUAAAGUGGAUUCUGAGUAUAAUAAUUAUGUAAUGUGUGUAUGAGUACCGCGUUCUCUACAAUAAUGUGCAAGUUACAACUAUGAGCAACAUUCCUUCGACUAGUAAAUCUAAACAACACGAUGGAUUCGAAGAUGAUGAUCUGUUCGACGACUCUUCACUGCUGGCACAUUUUGAUAGUACCUCGAUACAGAGAUCCAAGUUUUCUGAGAGUGUCAUAAAUGAUUCUGGGAAUAGAAGUGCUUUGAAUGUUAGUGCAUUAUGUUGCGAUGAAGAAAUCAGUGGCUAUGACAAGCUGACGGGAAAGACAUGGAUCUACCCAACCAACUACCCCGUCAGGGAUUACCAGUUUAACAUCAUUAAAGCAGCCAUACUGAAGAACACCUUGGUGAGCUUACCAACUGGAUUGGGCAAAACAUUUAUAGCGGCAGUGAUAAUGUACAACUUCUACCGCUGGUACCCUCUCGGCAAGAUUGUGUUCACAGCUCCUACGAGGCCACUUGUUGCUCAGCAGAUUGAGGCAUGCUACAACAUUAUAGCCAUACCACCCAGUGACACUAUUGAAAUGACAGGUCACAUGCAAGUCAACACAAGAAAACAACAUUGGCAGAGCAAAAGAGUGUUCUUUGCCACUCCACAAGUGAUUUACAAUGACAUGAAAUCAGGAAUUUGUCCAUGUGACAAAGUUCGGUGCUUAGUCAUAGAUGAGGCACAUAGAGCGAGAGGGAACUAUGCUUACUGCCAGAUUAUAUCCACCUUGGAUGAUAUGAAUCAUAAAAUUUAUAGAGUUCUGGCACUGUCAGCCACUCCUGGCAGCAGAGUGGAAGAUGUUAUUAAUGUGGUAAAAAACCUCCACAUAGCUCACUUGGAGCUGCGUACAGAGAACUGUAUCGACGUGUCUCCGUACAGCCACGCGCGGAAGAUCAACACUACGAUCAUACAGCUCGGGCCGCAGCUCACGCAGAUCCGACAACAGUAUAUUGAGAUAUUGGAUGGAUAUGCUAGAAGACUGAAACAAAUGAAUAUCCUUCCCCCUAAUUUGGGGAACUUGUCCAAAGGACGUAUUGUGAUGCUUUACAAGGAGUAUCAAAAUAAAGACCGGGCUUCUAGGCAUCCCCAACACAACUACAUAAUGAAAGACUUCACAGGCCUGAUAUCUCUCUACCACGGCCUAGAACUGCUAGUCCAGCACGGCUCCAGGGUGUUCCUGAACUUCUUCGAUGAGCACCCAGAGAAGUCCUGGAUACAGAUGGAUGAUAGGCUCACAGCGUUGCUGGAGAGGCUCCGAGAUGAUCUCGGAGUCAAUCCCCUGGCGUUAGAUAGGAGUAUAUUGCCGGAUGGGACUAUACCUGAGAUGCCAAAAGACUUAUGCUUCGGCCACCCCAAGUUUGAUAAGCUUAAGGAAAUAAUAACGUAUCAUUUCACUAAAGCGCAACAUAAUAAACAGGAUACAAGAGCCAUAGUAUUCUGCGAGUACCGUGAAAGCGUGAACCUGGUACAUUGUUUGUUGCUGCAGUGUAGACCUCUUGUCAAACCACAGAUGUUUGUGGGCCAAGGCGCCUCGGGCAAGGACGGCAAAACAGUAGUAUCCCAAAAGCAACAGUUGCGAGUGAUGCGCAGUUUCCGCGAGGGUCAGUGCAACGUGCUGGUGGCCACCUGCGUCGCUGAGGAGGGGCUGGACGUCGGCUCCGUGGACCUCAUCGUCUGCUUCGAUAUAUCCACCAAGUCGCCUGUCCGACUCGUGCAGAGAUGUGGCCGAACAGGUCGUGAGCGAGGGGGACAAGUCUUCAUUCUAGUCACAGAAGGCAGAGAGCAUCAGACACUACAAGACUGCAUGCGCCAAAGAGACGGACUCAACAAAAAGGUUCUCCAAUCAAAGGAGGUUGAAAACAACCUCUACAAGUUGAACCCUCGCAUGAUACCGCACGACUUCGUGCCGCAGUGUCAGAAGAUGUUCAUCACGGUGGAGAAGAAACCUGAUCCUAAGGAGAAGAGUAAGGAAGGGAUUGAGAAGGCUAAAAAGGGUCAAAAAGAUUUAAGAACUAUGCUGCUAAGUAGACCUUCCACAAGCGGUUUGAACUCAUCCAACAAAGAAACUGAAAGCAGUAGUAUAAUCACUGACGCAGAGUUCAACGAAUUGUUCCCACAAGGAUAUACUAGCACUACAUUGUUGGCACAGCCUAAAGAAUAUUGGACUAUGAACAAGGAAACAAUUAAGAAUCUCCCAACAUCUGAUAGCAAUGAACUGAAGCUAACUAAAUGGCUUGAAUGGCAGCGAACGCUACAGAAGACUAUUAAUAUACACCAUUCUAAAGAUACUGAAAUAUUAUCUGAACUGUUACAAUACAGUGAUGCAAAAAGAUUCGAAUUGCCACCAUCUACACAGAAUCCUUGUUUUUCAAGUCAAGAAUUACAAACACAACCUCACAUGCUCACGCCCCUCACUCCAGUCAAAUUAACAUCUCCAGCGAAAUCUAAACAGCCGCCUAAAAAGAAACAAAAAGUCCCGAUUCCUAAACCACUAGAUAAGAGAGAUGGAGACAUUCGAGCUCUCUUCAGUACUGCUACUAAAUCCACCAAAAGUUAUACCAAAGUUAUUAACGACUUAGGUCUUCAAAAUGACGGUAGUCUACCCACGCGAUUGAUCAGCUUACUUGUUGACUUAAGUGUUGACAAUACAAACGCAAACAAAAAAUGUUAUGUCUGCCAAAAUAUCUGCGAAUGCUCUCUUUUGAAAGGUAUAAAACAAGAAAAUAAAGUUCCAAUGGUGCUACUAGAGUCUGUAAGAAACCCAAAAUUACCUAACAUUAAUCUAAUCGACGAUUUCGACGCGGAAACUAUAUUGAAAUGUAUUAAGAAGCCAGAAGAAAAUGAACAGAAUGUUAUAAACAAUUUUGAUUUAGACGCAGAUUUCCUUUCACCCGAAUAUGACAUUCCUUCACCUUAUAUUGAAGAACAACCUAAAAAUGAGAAUGUGUCUAUGGCUUCGGAUAACUUUGAUAUUGGUGACAUAGCUGAUAUAUUUGCUGAUAGUAGUCCUGAGGAAGCUUUGAAAGAAGAAAGUCCAGUCAAAGAGGAGAGCCCAGUUAAAGAAGAAAGUCCUUUAAAAGAAGAGCCGAAGGAAGCGAAAGCAGCAUUAGGAUACUUUGGUUUGGACAGUAUAGAUGACAUAUUUGCCGACGAUGAAAUUGAUAAUACACCCCCAGAACCGACGCAAAGGAAUCAGCACAAACCCAAAGAAGACGUCACCACGCAAAACGUAAAAAUAAGUAGAUCUCCAACGAUAGAAAAUCCCCGCAGUCCUUCAAUAUUAUCUGGAAGAAUAAAACCUAUAGAAGUUCCUACUUCUCCGAUACUAUGCAGUCAACCACGCAAGUACCAACUCAGCACCAAAAAAGAUAAGCCACAUAGUUCCACACCCAUCAUAAGUUGUAGGAAACAACUGAUAAAAGAACCAACGAACAAUAAUAGCUUAAUGUCCACCCCUGCUGAAAUUCCGGGAACUUCGACUAGAGAUAGUCUAAAUAAUACCACUAAUAAAAGUUUAAUGACGAUAACACAACUUGUAGAUAUGAUUAACAAAACGGAAAAUAACGCAUCAGCAUUUAAAUCUACUGUUUCUGAUAGACAACCACCAGACGACGAAAGAAGUACAUCACCAAUUUUAUUAACACAAGCUGAGAGAAAUAAAACUGUCAAUAAAAAUGCUUGGGACAAAUCAGUAGCUUCAACAUCUCAGAACUUUACAAAAAGUCUUGUUAUACUGGACAGUGAUAGCGAUAGCGAUUCAGACAGCACACAAAUAUAUGAGCCUACAGAUAUACAAACUACUGUUAAUAACAUUGAAACAUUAGAUAAAACUAAUGUCAGUCCUUUAGGCGGCAAACGAAAAAGAGACUUAGAAGAUAGCAGCGUGAUCACAGCUUCACCAUAUUUCAAUAAGAAACCAAAAUUAGACAGUGAUGCUGAAAAGCAAAUGUCUAUACAAGAAAAAGUGUUAGCGGUCAUGCGAAAGAACAAAAAUGUCGUUACGAACGAUAAAACCGUUCUAAGCUGCAUGGUAACACAGCCGAAUUUCUCAUCACAAAAGGAAAAUGAGAAUCCUCAGUUCUUAAAUGGCAAUGGCGUAAUUAAAUUGAGCUUGUUACAAAGGUUUAGAAGAGAUAGCAAAUAUGACACUACUAAGAAUAAAGUGAAUGGAAUAUACAGAAGUCCGAUCAAGCCUCAAGUAAAGCCAGCUGACAAUAAACGAAAACUAGCGUUUGAUGAUAGUGACGAUGAUUUCGUUGAUGAUCAGAAGAGCGAUGUAAGAAGUCAUACAGAACACAAACAUAAUGAUAAUACGUAUAGAUCUACAACUAAUCAUAAAGUUCGGAAAAAAAAGAAGAAAGGCAACGAGUUCUUGGACAUGGAAGCGCAGCUAUCUGACGAUGAUGAUCACAGCGGUGACGAGCUCUCGGACGAGAGUGUCGGCAGUAUCAUCGACUUUAUAUGCGAUGACGACAAUGUGACGCAUCAUGAGGACAUACAAGCUGUGUACCUUAAGUCUAUCAAGAGUCCCGUAAGAGCCGGUGCUUUUAAAAUACCUGAAUUGCCAAAGAGGUUCAAUAAAGAGGAUGUUUUAUCGCAGUAUGUUGAAGAGGACUCAUAUGAGAUGGAUAGCUUCUGUGUGGACUCCAACAUUGGCUUAACACAAGGUCACGAAGUCUCGGAGCUGGAAUUAGCUGAAAUGUUAUUAGAAGAGCAAAAAAAAACUAAGAAGAAAUAUAGACGAAUAUGUUCACAGGACGACAGCCCCGAUGUUACGGUAAAAAAGAAAAACAAACCUAAAAGGAGACUGAUUGAAAGUGAUUCUGAUGACGAUGGUGCUUAGUGAAUUUUAACUUACUAUUUAUCGUGCAUUAUGUAUGACAAAGAUGUUUUAUCAAGUGUUGUUAGAUAGAAAACCAAUAAGGUGCAGUAAAACCGCUGUUUUUGUUAUUAUAGGCAAACUGCUACUGCAUUGUAGCCUAACAUAUAAAGUACAAUUGGGUCUCAGCAUAAUUGUUUAAAUAUCAUUAGUUAUUAUUUAACUGCGGGCGAGUCCAUGAUAAAUAGGUACAAUUUUGAACAUGACCUAAACUAAGUAAAGAUGAGUUUUAUAGACAAGUAUCCAGCCGGUCUGGGUAGUACCGAAACUGUGAUAUAAAUAUGUAUAAUUAAUGAUACUUUGUAUUUAUGAUUUUGAUUCUGAUUCCUAAGUUCAUCUUAUAAUUUAUUACGGUUAAUGCUUAUGUAAUUUGUUAUAACUUGUGUAAAUCAUGUUGUAUAUAAAAUUUGAAAUAAAAAAAAACAUUAUCUCUUAAA
Molecule: messenger RNA, 5483 nt
Organism: Helicoverpa zea (corn earworm)
Lineage: Eukaryota; Metazoa; Arthropoda; Insecta; Lepidoptera; Noctuidae
Gene: Fancm
Product: Fanconi anemia group M protein homolog
Exons: 18
Coding region: 220-5010 (1596 amino acids)
Biological process (GO): replication fork reversal; interstrand cross-link repair; double-strand break repair via synthesis-dependent strand annealing
Molecular function (GO): four-way junction DNA binding; ATP binding; four-way junction helicase activity
Source: RefSeq, a predicted model, not a curated record